GUACGGUGGGUUAAGAGAAGCGCGUCAUCAAUCUACAUUCACCGCUGCGAAGCCAACAUGUCCACGAACAACAGGAGACUGCGAAUCCUGGUGGACAUGGACGGUGUCAUCGCAGAUUUCGAGGGAGGGUUUUUAAAGAAAUACCAAGCAAGGUAUCCGAAUGAGCCGUAUAUAUCAUUAGACGACAGAAGAGGAUUCUGGGUGUCCACACAGUAUGGGGAAAUGAGAAGUGACCUGUGUGAGAAGGCCAUCAGCAUUUGGGAGUCCAAAAACUUCUUCAUCGAGCUUGACCCUCUUCCUGGAGGAGUGGAGGCUGUGAAGGAGAUGUCCAAGAUGGAGAAUACAGAUAUCUUCAUUUGCACCAGUCCAAUAAAGCAUUACAGCUACUGCCCAUAUGAAAAGUAUGCAUGGAUAGAAAAGCACCUGGGCCUUGAGUUUCUGGAGCAGAUCAUCCUGACCAGAGACAAGACCAUAGUGACCGGAGACAUCCUCAUAGAUGACAAACCUGAUAUACUGGGUGUGGAGCCCAAGCCCUCCUGGGAGCACAUCCUUUUCACUGCCUGUCACAACAAGCACCUGCCACCAGACCCCUCCCAGCGAAGGCUUCUCUCCUGGGCAGAUGAUUGGAGGGGUAUUUUGGCCAAUAAGCGCCAGUAAGACAACCUAAACAACCCAUCAUGCAACUUGCACCCAAUGCUGACAUACACUUAACCAGCCAUAAGGGGCAACAAGCUGAGGGGUCAAUGGUUUUAAAUGGUUAGCCCUCUCAUGUCACAUGCGUGUUCUGUUGAUGCUUUCGCCACUCUCAUGUGAUGUGAUGGAAGUGGGGAAACUCACGAAUAUGAAUUUGGUUAUGCACAGUAAAAGAUUAUUUUAAAUUGUCUAUUUUGAUAAACAGUCAUUCCAGAUGACAAAUUCAAGUGCUCUAAUAAAUAUUUCACAUAAUUUAUUUGAUAACUAAAUCUGCUACUGUCUGCCGUGGUAUAUUGUUAGCUUGUGGUAAAAUACAUCAAUUGGCUCUGAUUCUAAGAGCUGACUGUUUGCUCUAGUGUUUGAAUUAUUGUCACUGAUGAAAAAGGUUGCGGGUUCGAUUCUGCCCUUUUUGAAAUUUUUAUUUUAAUAAACCAAGAGUGCAUCCGCACGUCUGUGGAUGUACAUCUUGAUUGGGGACACAUGUGUUUGCAUAUUUCUUUGCCAUUCAACUGGAAAGGAGUGAGUAGAGUGUGUGUCUGUGUACACAAAAGGACAUACAGCUGUCACUCAAUAGCCUUUUAACACACGCAAACAAAAUGGAAACUCCUGCUCAAGAACAGGCAAUGUUCCCAAAUCCCUCUGCACGAGAUGGAGAAAGUACCCUUCACCCAACCAUUAAUUUAAAGUUAUAUGUGCCUAAACAUCCAACAUUCUGUCAAAAUUUCUGUAUCCUAGAAACAUUGGAUCCAAAUGAGAUUUCAAGAAGACAAAUAUAUAUAUAUUUUUUUUGUUAUGCAUGCCACAUGUGAUCAUUGCAGGACUCUUAAAAGUAAUUAUAAUAAAUACAGCUGCAAGCAGCAAUUAUGGGGCUAAGCCCUAACAAUGGCAACCACUGCACAACCCAAAGAUCUCACAGAGCAAAUACAGGUCACAUUGCCCCUGGAUGAAUUUGAACACAUGACUUUCCGUUCCUUAGUUCAGUGUGCUAUCCAGUGUACCACACUGCCGCAACGUUGCCAGUCAACAAAGGGACAUACCAAGCUUAGAGGAAUCACAGCCGAGCACAGCUGUUUCCAUGAUCAACUUUAUGUUAAGGUAACUUUUCAACAAAGAUGCAAAUCAACAUUUGAUUCGGGAAAAGCCCAGUCUCCAUUCAGUAAGCACACCACCAAAAUCUACAGAACAGACGUUUUUACUGCAUGACUGAACCAACAACUCUAGCAACUAAUUUUAGUCAGCACAAAAGUGUGGGUUCUUUUAUUUAACAAUAGGUGGCACUGUCUCCAAACAUUUAAGGUAUCCUCAGGAUAAAAUGUUGAAGAUGCAUAUACAUUUUCUUUUACAUUCAACAAUGCAUUGAAAAGAUAUGUAUCUGUUUUAAACCAAACAUACUGUAUAUAUCAGAAGAACUAUAAAAUAAGAAGAACAAUAAAAAGAAUAUCUGCAAGCAGAAACUAUCAGGGACAAGCCCUGAAACCAUUCAGUAAGCAAAAUACUAAAUGCUCCAGUACAACAGAAAUCUAUUUAAUUGCCUCGUUUAGGUGGAUUAACACAUUAACAGCCAUUCAGCUGACAUGCCCAUUACCUGGCAAAGAAAACUGACCAGUUAUCCUCUGGACAUGAUAUACAUGAUGCAUUUCAUUUUUCUUUUAAAUCUUACAAGAUAUAUCACUUUUUAAUAAAAUUUAUAAUAUGGACAUUAUGGCUGAUAUUGGGAAAAAUCCUUAUGGCCCAAGGCCAUAUCCUUAUGAGUCCAAAGACAACAACAACCUUGUGAUUUUAGGACACAUGGUUAGAAUGUUACGGGCAAAAAUAGCCCUUUUGACCCAUAGGUGGCGCAGUCUCCAAACCUUGCAUGUUUCCUCAGAUCAUGAUCCUGAUGAAGCAUGCCUUUGGUGCUAGGCUCCUAAUAUAAAUGUUUUUAUCAUCAUCUAGAAAAAACGCUAUUUAAAAAGGGUAGCUGUGGCAGAGCCUAAUACGGGAUCGGGUGUGUAGGAUCACGACCCGGCCCCGCCCUCCACCCUGCCACAGUAACAAAGACAGUAAGAGUAACAAAGGCCAUAACUGUAACUAAUACAUAGGCUACAACUUUAACAUUCUAACAUUACUGCAACUGAACAUUAUUAACAUUACCAUUUGUAUAAACAACACAACAAAAAAAACAGAAAUUGAUACAGUGCUACACAUACAAUUGCGUUCAUCAACUCAGCACGACUUGAGACUUUUAAGAGACUUAAAGUAUUGAAUUUUCUCCAUUAAUAAGCCAAAAGGCGAGCGGCUAAAGUAUCAACAGGAACACGCAUGUGCGACAAUGUUGACAUGAGAGGGUUACCUUCUAGACAUGACUGUGGAGAUUUAUAGUAAAAACUGUUUCUCACACACACCUAUCAUAUCACUUCAGAAGACAUUAAUUUAACCACUGGAGUCAUAUGGAUUACUUUUAUGCUGCUUUAAUAUGAUUUUUGGAGCAUAAAAUGUCUGGUCACCAUUCACUUGCAUUGUAUGGACCUACAGAGCAGAGAUAUUUAAAAAAAAAGCUUUAGAAAGGGCGAGUAAAUGAUGAGACCAUUUUAAUUUUUGGAUGAACUAUCCCUUAAGCUGUAAUAAGCUGAACAGCAUUAAAAUAAUAUUUCACCCAAAAAGGGAAAUGCUGUCAUUAUUUACUCACCCUCAUGUUGUUCCAAACCUUUACAACUUUCUUUCUUCGAUUGAACACGCAAGGAGAUGUUAGGCAGCAGAAAGACAGCCUUACUUACCAUUCACUUUCAUUGUAUGAAAAAAGAAGAGCAAUGAAAUUGGGUCAUUCCGCCCAACAUCUCCUUUUGCGUUCAACAAGAUGAGUAAAUUAUUACAACAUUUUCAUUUUUGUAUGAGCUAUCCCCUUAACCCCUCUUAUUCAGUAGUACUCUGCAUAUGUCCAUAAUAUUUUUAGAUUUGGCAUUAUUAUUGAUUACCCAAGUAUUAUUGAAAAUAUUGAGUAGGGGUUAGAAACAGAUGCUGGCAAUAUUAUUGGUAUAUUUCUAUUGUUCAUUAUUCUUUUUACUGAAGACUUUUCUUAAAAUGUAUAGUUUACAUCAAGCAUAAACUGACUAAUUUUAAGGGGGGAAAGAGGAACAGUCUCCACGGAAGGGAGAAUAUUGAAAUAGCUAAUUCUGUUCUCACUCCUGUCUAACCGCACACACAUUAGCAUAAGCUGUUUAAAAACUCAUUAAGAUUUUCACUGGAUAUUCUCAUUCUGAUUGGAUUAUGUCAGCAUGAAUGCAUAUUUAUAUCAUUUUUAAUUCAGGGUGAACACAACACCCAGAACAAAGACAUGUUUAUUAUUAUAUCCAACUUUGUUGUGACUGUCUCUAGUUGACUAGAUCAGACUGACCAUUGCCAAAACACUGCAUGUUCAGUUAAUGCACUGUGACCACCUGCCUUAAAAGAAUAAUAGAGGGACUGAGGUGAUGUUUUCUUGGACAUGUAACACUCUUGACACUAGAGGGCACUCUAAAGACACAGAUUUAUUAGACCAUCUAUAAUAUUGGAUGUUGUUUUUUUUAAAGAGAGCCUCAUUACUUUUGGAUUUUUAAAUGAACAUUUAUGCCAUGAGUGUUGGUGUAUUUGUUAUUUUGCAUGACUUUGAAACAAGACAGGGUUAUCAUCUGUCUGUUAGAAUAAACAUAGUCUUAUAGUUUAAAUAUUUCGAAGGACUACAAGUACGUAGAUGAUAAAGAAUGUUUGAAGUUCACUGAUGUGUUGAUAAUCAAAUACUCAUUACUCAUGUGUCACUUCAGUAGGAACAUUAUGUUUUAGCCACAGCGAAAAUGGUAUUUGCAGGAUUUCAUCAUAAAUAUGACUCGAGAUAAUGAUAUUGUCAGGUACAUCCAAAUUAAUUUGUGCAUGACUACAAUGAAAUUCUGUGAAGUUUAGGAGAACAAGAUGGUUUGUUUACUUUUUGCAGUCUGUUACCAUAAGUUAUGAACAACUUUUAGGAAAGUUAUAUGACAGAGACAUCAGGAAUUCUGAUGCAAUGUAACUCCAUAGCUGUACUUUAGGAUUUAACAAGCCUCUAGAUAAAAUGUAUAUCUGUUAUACUUAAAUUAAAUAAAAAGUUCAUAAAUCAAAAAUCCACACAACUAAAGUGCAUACUUAAACAGAUACUCUUCAGAAGUUUCUUUUAUCAACCAGUUUAAGAUGCAUUAUUAUGUAAACCGCCUGUCAUGCCUUUGUAAGCUGAUUUUGCAUAAAGGAUUAAAGUUAAAGUAGUUCACAGGAUCGAUUAUAGUGUACUCUGUCACAACAGGAGAACCAUUGCAGUCCAUUGGUACUAAAUUGACCUUACUCAGCAGCACAUUUAGCUGAGCCUAGUCCAGUGGCACUGUGACACUUUGCUGUCUGCACUUGCCUUUGUUAUUAAAAGGAUAGUUCACACAAAAAUGAAGGUUCUCUUAUAAUUUACUCACCUUCUUCAUGCCAUCCCAGAUGGUGUAUGACUCUCUUUCUUCUGCAGAACACAAGCGAAGAUCUUAAGAAGAAUAUUUCAGCUCUGUAGGUCCAUACAAUGCAAGUGAAUCGAGGCCAGAACUUUGAAGUGUCAAAAAGCACAUAAAGGCAGCAUAAAAGUAAUCCCCCUUUGGGGAUUUGACAUGGUUUAAUCCAUGUCCUCUGAAGCGAUGCAGUCGAUUUGGGUGAAAAACAAAUCGAUAUUGAUAUUCUUGUGAAAUGUAGAAUGUGAAAGUGGAUAUUUAUAGUAAAAAAGGACUUAAUAUUGAUAUGCGUCUCACCCACACCUAUCAUAUACUGUAGCUUCUAAAGACAUAUGGAUUACUUUUACGCUGCCUUUAUGUGCUUUUUGGAGCUUCACAUUUCUGACUACCAUUCACUUGCAUUGUAUGGACCUGCAGAGCUGAAAUAUUCUUCUAAAAACCUUUAUUUAAAAAUCUUUCAUUUUUGGGUGAACUAUCCCUUUAAUAGAUCUCCAAAUUGAUUAUUUGAGUUUUUGUUGUAUUUUGUGCCAUGUCAUUUUUAAAUAGAUAUACAGAUGUUAGUUAUCAGGCAGUGUUUCAUUAGUAAAUGAUCAUUCAAAAUGGAGUUCUCUGUGAAGUUGUACCACAUUAAGAUUAAUGAUAAACAAAAGUGGUACUAGAAGCUCUUCGCAGGCGUGAAGGGCCUGGAGUAUUCUGGAGAUCUUUGACAACAUGAAAGCACCUGAAAUGAGAUGGGGGGGAAAAAUAGCAAAAACUAAACCUAUUGCCGAAGUUAUGCUCCUGGCAUACGUUGUGUUUUCAUUAUUAUUAACAGUAUUCCUUCAGUCUUUUUCUUUGAUAGAUAGAUUUGAUUUUGAUUGAAUUAGUGACUUUGAUGAAAACCUUUACAUUUAUUUAGAAUUAUAUUACCAUUAUGUAGUACUUGAGGGAUGUUUUUUCUCAGUUGGAGUGUUUUAAGUGAUUUUGUUUAGAACUAUUAAAAGACAGAAUAAAUUAUAGUAAUACAGAGAGAUGGAGAUUAAUUUAUGUAUAUACAAUUAAGACGAUUAUGUAAAUGGUCUUAGUGGUAUUAACAAGGAGACCUUUUUUCUUUUAAGUCUUUCUCCAAGUACUCCAUAACAUGCACAUGCAUGUAAGGUGCCCUAACACGUUUAUAUCACAGACCACAGCUGCUUUACCAUUGUCCUGUUUAAUAAUUUACUUGAAUCCUUUUCAGUCAAUUUUCACAUGGCAGUCUUGUUGAUUUAAUUGACGCAUGCAAUGACUUCAGUGUCCAGGGAGAGAGCUGCAAGUGUGCUCAAUUAUCUGUGUCACGUUACUCAUCUUGUUAAUGACUGGUGUAUGAUCUUGGUGCUCUACAGUUGUAUGGAUGUCACAGUUUGUUUUGUUUGUUAAGGUUUAUUGGACUAAAUAUAAUCACAAAUGGUUUAAUAAAGAAUG
Xyrauchen texanus (razorback sucker) is the source of this 6605-nucleotide messenger RNA. RefSeq names its product 5'(3')-deoxyribonucleotidase, mitochondrial-like. Gene Ontology annotation, biological process: pyrimidine deoxyribonucleotide catabolic process. NCBI's taxonomy places the organism in Eukaryota, Metazoa, Chordata, Actinopteri, Cypriniformes, Catostomidae. The transcript is spliced from 5 exons. Gene Ontology annotation, molecular function: 5'-nucleotidase activity. The coding region runs from base 58 to 657 and encodes 199 amino acids. The record is from RefSeq and is a predicted model, not a curated record.